AUGGUACUCUCCCCGCAACUCCCGCAGUCCACAGAAGGUGACCCUAAAAUGCGGCUUAAAUUCCGCUGCCCCCCCCCCCCGCCGCGCACCGCUGCUGCCUGCCUUCCCUCGGACCAGCCCGGCAGGUCCGUCCCCCGGCGCAAACCUCAAAAUGUGGACUGCCGGGUUAGGGACGAGGUUGGCAGAGCAGGAGCACUUAACACGAGUAAUCAGAGUCCUGUAGGCCACGAGCCUGGCCACCUGCGAGAGAGAAGUUCAUUACUUCGGAAAUGGUACGAUUUAAUGAUGCAAAAUAAGGAUGACCUUGCGAAAAUAAUCACAGCUGAGAGCGGAAAGCCACUGGCAGAAGCACAGGGAGAAAUGGUCUAUUCCGCCCUCUUCCUAGAGUGGUUUUCAGAAGAAGCUCGCCGUGUUUAUGGAGACAUUAUUCCUACCUCCUCAAAGGACAGGCGAGCCCUGGUCCUCAAGCAGCCCCUGGGCGUGGCCUCCAUCAUCACACCGUGGAAUUUCCCCAGUGCCAUGAUCACCAGGAAGGUGGGGGCCGCCCUUGCAGCUGGCUGCACUGUAGUGGUAAAACCUGCUGAAGAUACACCUUUCUCUGCCCUGGCCUUGGCCCAGCUCGCAAACCAAGCAGGAAUCCCUCCUGGUGUCUACAAUGUUGUUCCUUGCUCCCGAGCGAAGGCCAAGGAAGUUGGGGAAGCACUCUGCACUGACCCGCUAGUGUCCAAAAUUUCCUUCACUGGCUCAACAGCAACAGGCAAGAUUCUGUUGCACCAUGCAGCGAACUCUGUGAAAAGGGUCUCCAUGGAGCUAGGGGGCCUUGCCCCAUUCAUCGUCUUUGACAGUGCCAACGUGGACCAGGCUGUCAAGGGGGCCAUGGCAUCUAAAUUUAGAAAUGCUGGACAGACUUGUGUUUGUGCAAACCGGUUCUUAGUGCAACGGGGUAUUCAUGACUCCUUUGUAAAGAAAUUUGCUGAAGCAAUGAAGACAAACCUUCGUGUAGGUAAUGGAUUUGAGGAGGGGACUACUCAAGGCCCAUUAAUUAAUGAGAAAGCAGUGGAAAAGGUAGAGAAACACGUGAGUGACGCUGUUUCUAAAGGGGCGACCAUUGUGACAGGCGGGAAGCGGCACCAGUACGGAAGAAAUUUCUUUGAGCCCACGCUGCUCAGCAAUGUCACCAAGGACAUGCUUUGUUCUCGUGAAGAGACGUUUGGACCUCUGGCACCAGUUAUCAAGUUUGACACAGAGGAAGAGGCCAUUGCAAUUGCCAAUGCAACUGACGUUGGGUUAGCAGGUUACUUUUACUCACAAGAUCCAGCCCAGAUCUGGAGAGUGGCAGAGCAGCUGGAGGUCGGUAUGGUGGGUGUUAACGAAGGCAUGAUUUCCUCAGUGGAGUGCCCUUUCGGAGGAGUAAAGCAGUCUGGCCUGGGGCGAGAGGGUUCCAAGUAUGGCAUCGAUGAGUAUCUGGAAGUCAAGUAUGUGUGUUAUGGAAGCGUGUAGGAGCCCUCGUGUCUUGAAAACUUCACAAGGAAGCUUACCAACACAUAUUGGGACAAGCCAUCCAUCAUUUAAAAAAAAAAGACAAGAAACUAUUAGGUUCUAGGGAGUAGGAACUUGUCAUCAGCUCAGCCAGUCCUUGCCAUCUUAAAGCCUGCCUCCUCCUUCCAUAACUAGGGACCAAUCCAUGCCACACACCCAUGACUGUAGACCCCAGGAGAGCUAACACUGGAUUUACAGAGAAGGCCUGGGACCCUAGCACAACUGUGGCUGCCUCAGAACAGGGUGCAGUGUGAGGCACACAAGACCCCAGGCCCAUCACAAAGGCCUGAUCACUGCCUGGUCAUUCCCUGGCUGGAACUCAGGCCCAGAACACUGGAGAUGAUGGGCCCUCCCUGGCUGUCUGUCGGCUCAGCACCGAAAAUACAUACUACAUAUUGGAGGUGUUGGAACAGAGACUGAGUUCAUUUUCUUUGUUUUAAGGCCUUCGAAACUACACAGAAUUGCCUUUCUGUGCACAAUGAAGGAGCAUAUCUCCUUCUUUCGGGGCUGCUUUUGAAGUUGAAAUCUUCACUGUCCUCAGUUCACCUGCUGAAGCCUCAUUUUGUUUCCUUUAGAUGAGAACAGGCUGUGGGGAAGGCUUGUGAUCUCAGGAGCACCUGCGCUCAGCAGCUUUGUCCCCUGGUUCAUGCAAUUCCACUCUCCCUGCCCACACCUAGUGUAGCAGUGUAGCACGGAGAUUGCAGCUGGGCCUUCCUUGCACACUGUGAGCCUGAGAGACAGUGAGAGAAAGCACUUCCCCAAAGAGUGGAAUUCAAGUAAGUACAAGGGUGGAGGGAUUUUUAUCCUGAGCUCACCGUGCAGCUCCCACCUGAGUGCUAACAGUAGCUCUGCCACAGCAAGGGAGGCCAGGGUCCACUUGCCCACCAGCCAGAGUCUGAGCAAGUUUUUCUGUCUAGCUGUCGUACAUCCUCACUCCCAAACGCACAAACCACUUUCACCACCAUAAUCUCAAACUAAGGAAGAAAACUUGCCAUAAUUGUCUCUUUCUCUAAAAACUUCAACUAGGAAAAUUCUAGACAAGCCUCAUAUCUACGUAAGAGGCCAGUGAUCACACCCCUUCCCUCUCUCCCCUUUCUUCCCCUCCCCUCUGUGGCUUGAGCCACUUCCUAUGGAUUCUCGGGGUGGGGGAGGGAAACUCAAGGGAAGCACUACCAAUUGCAGUUAUUCCUGAACUCCCCCAGUCCUCAGCACCCUUACUGAGCCAAUGACUAUGUAGCAUAGGUAACCCUGUGUACACAGGGUUGUCUCCAAACCUGCACCUACUGGCCAGAACAGCUCAGAGGAGAAGCGAAAGCAGCAAUCUGCCUCCCAGAGACACUGCCCAGGACCUCGGGAGAGUCACCUACACAGCAUGCGGACAGUUCAUUUCUACUCUGUAUCCAUCUCUGAAUUUUUAAGUGGUUUUCCUUGCUAUUCUAAUUGCUUACAAUUUGUGUGUAUCUUUUCUCAAUUAAGAAUAGAAGUGUGCCCGUGUUAUUUUUUAGAAAAAGAAAAUCCUUGCACAGUUUUUUAGUUUUCUUGCAUAUUUAGCUUACUGGGUACAUAAACUGAGGGCCAGAGAUUCAUUAUAAUAUCAAUAGCUGAACUCAAUUUCAUAAUUUAAAUAAUUUAAGGCAGCUGGGAUUGUGAUUCAGUGGUAAGGCCUGGACUUAGCCCCAGCACCUCUGAAAAAAAUUGAAAAUCAAGAUUUAAAAAAAAAAUAGCUUAUUAUUUACUAAAAUGGUUCUGGGUUGUAGGAAAAAAGAAGCGUUUUUAUUUUUAUUAUUUUGUUUUGCAAUGGGAACUUGCUAUGUUUCUCAGGUUGGCUUUGAACUUGUGGGCUCCAGUGAUCCUCCUAUCCUAGCCUCCCAAAAAGCUGGGACUAUAGGCUUGUGCCAUAAAACCAAGCUAAAAGUGUUUUUGAAUGAGCAUUGUUGUUAUUGUUUUAGUAAAGUAACUAUUUACGAUACAUGAGAUUAAACACACAAUAUACAACACACACACAUAUAUGUGAACGCGAAAUAAAAUGGGGGCAAACCAUACCCCACAAGCCAAAUCUGACCUGCCACCUGUUUUUGUAUAACACAUGAGCUAAAAAUAUUUUUUAUAUUUUCAUGUGGGUAGAGGAAAACUAUAAAGAAAAGAAUUGUUUUGUGACAUAUGAAAGUAUGUGAAAUUCAGAUUUCAAUGUCCAUAAAUAAAACUGUAUUGGAAUACA
Dipodomys ordii (Ord's kangaroo rat) is the source of this 3757-nucleotide messenger RNA. It is a transcript of the gene Aldh5a1, whose product is annotated as aldehyde dehydrogenase 5 family, member A1. Bases 1 to 1500 code for a protein of 499 amino acids. Gene Ontology annotation, molecular function: succinate-semialdehyde dehydrogenase (NAD+) activity. NCBI's taxonomy places the organism in Eukaryota, Metazoa, Chordata, Mammalia, Rodentia, Heteromyidae. Gene Ontology annotation, biological process: GABA catabolic process. The transcript is spliced from 11 exons. The record is from RefSeq and is a predicted model, not a curated record.